UACAACUCACACGUAGUCAAAUUACCAAGACGAUCGGACGUGAAAACUUUAUUCUGUUUUAAAAUAUUAUAAAUAUAGUUUGGAAGUACAACAAAUUGUUACAUCGCACAGAUGGGUGGAAAAAUGUCGCUAUUUUUCCAGCUUCUGUUGAUAUUUAGUUUGCUGCAUUGCGCGUCGGCCAUGCGUAAUGUAAAAGUCAGUUCUGGUUCUGCCAUAUUAAGUCCAUCUACCACUGAUGAUUUCGCUAAACAGCUAGAUUUGAAGAUAGGGGAGAGGAAUGAGAAACUUACUAUGAGAAAAAAAAAUUUGCCGGCUAUAAGCAAACCCCCCUCACGGAGGUCUACGGCGAAAAUUGAGUUGUUACAGUCUGAGGAUGGUUCUACAACUUGCAUUGAUAAUUGCGAGAGCGGUAGUUGUACUACGCGCUGUAUCAAACAAGAGGAAAACGCUGUCACAUAUGUUACCGAAAGGAGAACACUUACAAUUGAAAACGAUAUACCUCCACAGUUUCCAUCAGCUGGUGUAUUAAAAAAGAUGAGAGAGUCUAUCCAAAGUAAAAUGGAAAGGGAAACUCGACAUCGCAGAACGGCCACAGAAAAUGGUGCCAUAAAUCGUAGGGCUGCCCCGGAAGGGAAGAAACCAAAACUGCUUGUUCCAAAUAUCGAGACUGAUACAGCAAUUAUAAAAAUAAGAGUUAUGAUAGAUGUCGCCUUUUUAGAAAGAUUUGUGGUGUUUGUUGGUGGUGAUAUACAAGCUGCGAUUGAUGAAAUAGAAUGUUUCUUUGUAUUGACAAUGAACCAAGUGGCACUGUAUUAUGCAAAUCUAAAGGAGUUGGGAGCUAGCAUCACUUCAUCAGACGGAGUAAAUUACCCAGUAGAUUUCUUACCAUACUUAGAGAGCGUGGAGUUGCCGCCAAAAAAUGAAUCGGAUGGUACGUACUAUGACAUAACCGCGAUUGUGAACAACAGAGACGAAGGUGGCAAUUUGAUAACUAAUAUAUUUGAUAGCGGUGACAACAACAUAUUUUUUGAUGUUGGGGGGCUUGUGAUUGACUUUGGUCUUUACCAGUACGGAUUAACUCAAGGCUUGCAACAACCAUAUGACCUUUUACAUUUUGUUACAGGGGACAAACUCGUGGUUGACUUUUAUAUUAUUGAGGGCAAUGUAACAUCAUUCGACCGAAGGGAAGAACUUGGUGGAAUUGCGUACAUUGGAGCAUUCUGCAACGAUUUUGCAUCAACAGGAUUUGAUGGACGAAAUGGAUUCUCUGCGUUCCAAUAUCCGGUUAUAGAUCGGAUAAUAGCUCACGAGAUCGGACACAACAUUGGAUGCUUUCAUGAUGUAACGGAAAUAUGUCCAGCAGAGAAAUUGAAUGUGAUGUCACCAUUACCCGUACCCAAGCUGGAAUCCCUCCCUGAUUAUUACAAGUGGUCGGUAUGCUCUGGAGAAGACAUAGCGAAUUACUUUGCGUUUUUGAACUUGACAAGUGUUGAAUUAGCAACGUGCCUUUAUACCAAUAAACCAACAGAAGAAGAAUUUCUUGCCAACUUCUGCGAAGGUCUUCUAGGAACGAAAUACGACAUAAAUGAUCAGUGUAGACUCUUUUUCGGAAACGAUAGCUACGUGUGUACAAAUGGAAGCAAUGUUUUGGAAACGGGAUAUGUCGAAGCUGACAAAUGCCAGACUAAAAGUGGACCAGGAGGUAUCUUCGAUCCCCUGCCGCUUCUCAGCUGUGCCAAGGAUGGAAGUUGUGAUGAUACACCUUAUUUCCUAGACCAUAUUUUUGAUGGAACCAAAUGUGCGAACAAAGGCGGUGAUCCUGCAGGAAACCAGGUAUGUUAUCAUGGAAUAUGCGAAACGAAUUUGAAGAUUUGCAGCAAGAGCCAAGGAAAAGGACAAAAUACGAAAAAAUAAAUUGGAAACGAGUUGUAACUUGAUACGACAAUGGAAAGAAAUACGGACUACGCGACUAUAUGAAUUUACAUAAAUGAAAUAAAAUUUUCAACUUGAUACAAGCUUCUUGCAAUUGUUCCAGUUUUACAUUAAUCACAAAGGAAAUGGUGCAAAUAGAAAAAAAAGAAUGUUCAGUUCCAGUCUGUUUGAAUAAAAUUGAAAACGUACUAUUAAAGUAUCCUAUUUGAUUAACUAAAAGCUACUGCACUAUAAACAUCACAAUUUCAAUAAUAUACUAGAUGCCAGUGAAAUAUUUUGGGUUUUUGUUCAUCAUCAGUUCAAAGGAUACAAUGAAAAAUCUAGUAUUGGUACAAAUUGAAUAAUGAAUAAUUGAUCUCUUGUAUGAAUAAAAUCGUUGAAGAAAAAAACUGAUUUAUUAAAGGUCAUAAUAGAAAUGUUGUUAUGACAAAGCGGGUGAGCAAAUUGCUACAGCUUAAACAUAAAUUGCUUAUUAAGGCAGUAAACUUUGACAUAUAAUUUAGAUUAAGAUAAUAAUAGCACUAAGUUACACAGAAUAAAAGCAUAUUCAAAAUUUC
Messenger RNA from Mercenaria mercenaria, 2489 nucleotides. RefSeq lists its product as uncharacterized. Gene Ontology annotation, molecular function: metalloendopeptidase activity. NCBI's taxonomy places the organism in Eukaryota, Metazoa, Mollusca, Bivalvia, Venerida, Veneridae. Bases 112 to 1914 code for a protein of 600 amino acids. The record is from RefSeq and is a predicted model, not a curated record. The transcript is spliced from 14 exons. Gene Ontology annotation, biological process: proteolysis.